AUGUCCGCUCCGUCGCCUGCAGAGCUCGCGCAACUCGCCACAGCUGCAACGCAUCUCGAAGCUGCUAAAUAUUAUGACUUGGCUGCCUUCGUCAUGCUUCUUUAUGACACCCUGCUCACGAUUCCCAGAGAAGUAGACAAGAUAUGGAAGAAACACUGGACCGGAGUGACACUUCUCUGGUUCUUGAAUCGAUGGAUUUUUAUUUUAGCAGUCGUACCUACUAUAGUCGCAUUCCACGACCCGGGGUUUAUGGGAAAGACAGCACUCCAUUCUAGGUGUGAAAGGUUUUUCCGAUAUGCAGGAUAUAUCGCCACAUUUCAGCGCGUGGUCAUAGGGUCUGUUUUUAUCCUCCGAACAUACUGCAUAUAUGGCCGAAACCUCGUCGCGGCGGGCUUCAUUGCAAUUUUCCUCAUCGCGGAGGUUUUCUGCAAGCUCUAUGCUAAUCUUAAAUGGGGAGCUCCGGUGGUCUUACCGAAAGGCUUCGUGGCCUGCGUACUCGCUGUAGCACCCGAGAACGCUCAUAAAUUCGCAAUAUUUUGGAUCUCGGAACUUUGCACGGACGCGGUUGUUCUUACUCUAACGAUCUAUCGCUCCUACGUUGUAUCGAGAAUGCAGAGUGUAUUCCAUUCAACGUUACUACGGGUCAUCGCCAGAGAUGGCAUAGUGUAUUUCCUAAUCAUGUUCCUGGUUAAUCUGACGACUGUACUUUUUGACUUGAUUGCAUCGCAAGACUUGAAAGCCAUUAAUGCAAAUUUCGGCGUGAUGAUCAACUGCAUUAUGACAGGACGUCUCAUUCUCAACCUGAAGUCUGCGACGUCCAAACCGGACCCCGCACAAGUGUCCUAUGCAGGGUACAACGGUGUUCGGAACAACUUUGAAGCCCGCAUACUCGGAAACAUAGGGAACGACCUUGAGGACGAAUCGCAUGUGAGUUCGACACUUACGGGGUCAACUCUGGUUUCACAAACGGGACGUAACGCACAUUGGGAUAGGGGCUGCCGUUCAAUUGAUUAUAACGACGGGUACGAGCUCUCUGUCAGACGACCACAAGGUUAUCGGGUCUGA
Fomitiporia mediterranea MF3/22 is the source of this 1065-nucleotide messenger RNA. RefSeq lists its product as uncharacterized. The transcript has 14 exons. The record is from RefSeq and is a predicted model, not a curated record. The coding region runs from base 1 to 1065 and encodes 354 amino acids. NCBI's taxonomy places the organism in Eukaryota, Fungi, Basidiomycota, Agaricomycetes, Hymenochaetales, Hymenochaetaceae.